GCGCGCCCCGUCAGUCGGCGGCGGCGAGUCACGCGCGUCGUCUCGUCCAGCUCUCUCCGCACUAGGUUGCGCCACGCACACCUGCUACCUUUCAGGCUUCGACGGCUCUCACGCUCUCGAGCGUGGAGGUCGCGUCCCCGCGCGCCGCAGUUUCGGUUCUCCGCGGUUUCGCAGUUUCACCUCGAGUUUCGUCUGAGGUUCGCGGCAGUGACGAUAUCCGUGAUACUGUGAGCGUUGUGCCGGUGCCGUGACUCCGGGCUGGCCCGUCGGCCGCGUGCUGUGACAGUGAAAUCGUGAGUCUCGCCUGCGGAUGUGCAGUGAUGGAUGAGUAGACAGAGGCGCGAGUGCACGCGCGGACCGCCAAGUCGUCGGUAUUUCUGGCUGAGUGUGCGAGCGGGCCGUCAAAAUUGAGCCCAAACUGUAUCUAGAUUACAACGCUGCCCCGCUGUUCGCCUCGGAAAACGCCUCCAGUGAAGUGUGGAGCGCGGGCGGCGGGGCCGGCGGCGCGUCAUGCGGUAGCAGCAUGGACCUCAAGCAGGUGGCCUACCGAGGGCUACCGAGCCAAGUGAAGGCGGAGCCCGGCGUCAGCCACAACGGGCACCCCAACGGCCACGUACGCGACUGGAUGGCCGGCUCGCCUAGUCCGACCACGGCGCAGCCCCCGCCGAACAACGGGUACUCCUCGCCACUGUCCUCCAGCAGCUACGGGCCCUACAGUCCUAAUGGAAAAAUAGGUCGAGAGGAACUGUCGCCAGCGUCAAGUGUGAACGGGUGCAGCACAGAUGGCGACGCGAGGCGACAGAAGAAGGGUCCGGCGCCGCGACAGCAGGAAGAACUAUGUCUCGUCUGCGGCGACAGGGCCUCUGGCUACCACUACAACGCGCUUACGUGUGAGGGAUGUAAAGGUUUCUUCCGACGGAGUGUCACAAAGAACGCAGUAUACAUAUGCAAAUUCGGCCACGCUUGUGAAAUGGACAUGUACAUGAGACGAAAAUGUCAAGAAUGCCGUCUGAAAAAGUGUCUAGCUGUAGGCAUGAGGCCAGAAUGCGUUGUACCAGAAACCCAGUGCGCGAUCAAAAGAAAAGAAAAAAAGGCACAAAGAGAAAAAGACAAACUGCCAGUUAGUACGACGACGGUGGAUGAUCACAUGCCUCCUAUUAUGCAGUGUGACCCCCCUCCCCCUGAAGCCGCGAGGAUUCUGGAAUGUUUGCAGCACGAAGUGGUGCCGAGGUUUCUGUCGGACAAACUCCUGGAGCAGAACCGGUUGAAGAACAUACCCCCGCUGACGGCCAACCAGCAGUUCCUCAUUGCAAGGCUCGUCUGGUACCAAGAUGGGUAUGAACAACCGUCCGAAGAGGAUCUGAAAAGGGUUACACAGACGUGGCAGCAGGCAGACGAGGAAGACGAAGCAUCUGACAUGCCGUUCCGGCAGAUUACGGAGAUGACAAUCCUGACGGUGCAACUCAUCGUCGAGUUCGCUAAAGGCCUCCCUGGGUUCUCCAAGAUCUCACAGCCUGAUCAAAUUACGUUAUUAAAGGCGUGUUCAUCAGAGGUGAUGAUGCUUCGGGUGUCGCGGCGAUACGACGCGGCGACAGAUAGCGUGCUGUUCGCCAACAACCAGGCGUACACCCGCGACAACUAUCGCAAGGCAGGCAUGGACUACGUCAUUGAAGACCUACUCCACUUCUGCAGGUGCAUGUACUCCAUGUCGAUGGAUAACGUGCACUACGCGCUGCUCACUGCGAUUGUUAUAUUCUCAGACCGGCCGGGCCUCGAGCAGCCGCAGCUGGUGGAGGAGAUCCAGCGGUACUACCUGAACACCCUCAGGGUGUACAUCAUGAACCAGCACAGCGCCUCGCCGCGCUGCCCCAUCAUCUUCGGCAAGAUCCUGAGCAUCCUGUCGGAGCUGCGCACUCUCGGCAUGCAGAACUCCAACAUGUGCAUCUCCUUGAAGCUCAAGAACAGGAAGCUGCCGCCGUUCCUGGAGGAGAUCUGGGACGUGGCGGACGUGUCGAACGCGGGCGCCGCGGCGCUGCGCGAGCCCGCCGCCGCCGACCUCUAGCCCCGCGGCCGCGCCGCCGCGCCCGCGCCGCCCUAGCCGUCCCAGCCGCUAGCCCGGCGGCGCCCGCGCCCAGGAGAGACACGCUCAUAGACUGGCUAGUUUAAGUGAAGUGCACUGACACUCCCACGGAAAUGAUCAACCUAUUUAUAAUGUGCAAAUUUACCUUAAGUACUCGUACUACGUAUUCGGUGACCGAUGUUGUGCGAGAGAUUAGUGAAUAUAUGUGUUGUUGAAAGUUUGGAGAAUAUAUAUUUAGUGUUGAUCGUUCGCGAGUUACGUUUACGACUGGGUACUGAGUUGGUCACUCGGAUACGAAUAUAUAUUAAGACUUGGAUAAGUACACCUCCUAAAUUAAACAUACGUACAUACAAUAUGAGAGUUAUAAGAGAAAAAGUAAUAUAUGAAGAGUUGUUUCUAUUGGGUGAAAUGAUAAUAGUAAAAGUUACGUUUUAUUUGCCGAAACGCAUCAAGCGUUGGUUAACCGUUCAUUUGCCGGCUGCGAGCGUGCCCGCGGCCCGCGUUGUGUGCAUGUACGCAGACGUGUUAUCGUGUUCUGUCGAUUUAGUUCCGUUUCAUGUUCCAUUGUCCUGUGCCCGCGUCCCUCGACAAACGAAUAUAAUUAUAAUUUAUUGCUGUGAUGUGAUUACAUUUAUAGCAUAUUGAAUUAUCUUAUGUAGGCUGAGAUAAGUGUGUCUUAUUACGAUAUAAUAGAUUCUACUGUCGGUAGCUUUCAUAAAACAUUAACUCUGUUUUAGUACUUUUUGAAAUAUAUGAAGAUUCACUGCUCGUUUUUGUAUAUGUUACUGUUAAAGUCCGAAAACUGGGAAUUUUAAGAUUUACCUAAUGAUCUAAAAUACCUAAUUAAUAUAGCAUUACGCAUAGCGUUAAGCCGUUGAUCCCGGUUACUACUUAUGUAAGUAAGUAGUCGUUACAUGCGCCAUGUCAGGGGCCUUUCGCGGCUCAAUAGUAACCCUGACACCAGGGUUGAUGAGGUUGGUACUCCACCUCACAACUCACACGAUAGAAGAAGAUUACGGCUGUAUCCACGAAGGGGUAGGCAGAGGUGUAUAGUAUAUACAGUCAUAGAGAAUAUCAUGUACCCACUUUAGAACCCUGUCGCACUAUCAUAUUUGACAUUUAAUGAGACUUGCGGUUUAGUUUGUCAAAAAAGUUAAUAUGACAUGGUUUCAAAGUGUAUACAUAUUAGUACGCGUGACUGUACACCCACUGCUCACCAGCUAUGUAUGUAAAACUCCGAAUUGAUUUUCAAUAAUCGUUCAUUUCGAACUUUUUCCAUCACUUGGUAAAUCUUAGGAUUUAUUUACCGGUAAAUUCUAAAAUAGGUUUUGGACUUUUGUGGUAACAUAAAAAAGGUCGAUCAGCGCACUAGUUGGAUGUUACGUUGGCGACCCGCAGGUGUUAUAGUCGCUAUAGUUUCGGCGGGGUCGGCUCAAGCUGUCAUAGCUGUCAAACUGCCACAGUGCACCGUUCGUGUAUAUCACUGCCCGCAUCGCCGAUAUUGAUGCAUUAGCUCCCUUAACCCCCCGAGCCGGCCCAGCCGAACGCCAAAACAAACACUCUAAUUACGGUUACUAAAAAAAAUAUAAAAAAGAAAAAAAUAGAUAAUUUAUUCUAAAUUUAAAAGCUGUGGAGGCAGGUUGGAAUUGUCCCAGUCACACGAUAUAGCGAUUAUGAAAUGUAUCUAAUACAUAAAUUAUCCGGAUUGUAUCUACUUAAAGCGAAAUUGUGCGUGCGUGUACCAGGCAGCUGUUAUGUAGGUACUAGCGUAGGGCCCAUAGAUAUAUUGUUAAGUAUUUAUUCGUUUACUUUAUUUAAUAUUAGGUUAGCAACAUUCCUUUAUAUAACUAAAACUUCAAAAAGUACAAAGUGGCAGCUAAUUUACCUCAAAUUGGAAAACAUAUAUUUGUAUCUAUUUGGCCGAGCUUACUCUAUGGGAACAAUGUUGAUGUAAGAAGAUGAACGCAUUUCUGAUAGUACAUGCACGCAGAUAGAUCUAAAUUAUACCCAAUAAAACGUACCCUGAUGACAGGGACAGAGAUAUAGUACAUCGCUUAGCUUUUUUAGUUUAUGGUUGUAUCUUGCGAUCAGUCACAUUGACUAUAAGCAAAGCAGAUCGGGAGAUGGGUUUCAAAAUUUAUUUUUUUACUAGAAAAAAAUAUUUUUUCACUAGAGAUUUUUUACAUAAUAAAUGUAGGUACUUCAAAAUUCGGCUUAUAAAAACUAAGAAAGAAUUACGUUGAAUACAAUGUUAAAAUCAUCAUCAAUAUAGCUUAACUGUUUGUGACUUUGCAAUAAAUGUAUAAUACGAGUCUAAAUUCCGUUUAGCGAGAAAGGGACGAGAGAUAUGUCACUCUUCAUGCUACGUUUUAAAGGGUAAAACAAAUCUUUCUCACCUGCCUCCACUAAUCAUAAGACUCACAGUCGUUAACACAAUAAGGUAAUAACUGCCCAAAAUAAAGCUAUAAUCGGAAAUGCCUUAUUUCGCGUUACCUGUACCGUGUACCUACAUUGUUGAUGAGUGGAUUAUCAUUAUAGGUCGGAAAUUUGGUGGCAUUUUAUCUAAACUUAACGGUAAUACAUGAUAUAGAGUUGACAUUACCGUUCACCCUACCUGGCUUUUUAAAAUAAUAUAUCUAUUAAUUAUUUGCUGAUAUACAUUCGUAUAGCGCUGUACAAAACUGAAAUACAUUGCAAUGUGCAUCCAAAAAAAUAAUAUAUACUACUUAAAUAAGAUCGAAUUAUUGGUAUGCAAAACAUUCGAUACGUAUUUUAUUGUCUAAUGAGGAAAAAUAUUCUGCUGUUUUUAAAAGUCAAGAGGCAGUGAAUGGUAAUAUCAACUCUAUAUUAUGUACCACCGUAAAGUUUACGUAAAUCCGCCACCGAAAUUCUGAUCUAUAAUUAUCAUAGUAUAUAGAACCUAAAAUUAACGAUCUCAAUUACCAAUAAGCGUUGUUAAACAUUAAGCGUGUUUUCCAUUGGGCAUUCAGACUUUGGAUUUGUGGAAAAUAAGGAAAAAUCAUGGUCACUUUUUUGAGUAACCUCCUUAAGACAGAUUUACAUGGCCUACGGUCUAUACUGAGAACUUUGACAGGCCUAUCUUUCCAAUUAGGCACUCUGGGCUAAUACCCAGAGACCCAUGAUCAGUUGGAUAAAUAAAAAAUAUCGCUUCUUUUUGUCUGAUUUAACAAUAUACUCAAAGAUCAUUCUAAUUUACGCAGGUUACAAUAGGUUAAAAACAGCCCUUAAUUCCAGAAAACAAUAUUCGAUAUUUAAGAAGGGCUUCCAGCAGUUGCUUUAGACGAAAUUGAAGAACAUUGAUCAUAAACAUUGACACGAAACUUCCUCAUUCUUCCCAAGUUCAAGUCCGUGCCCGUAGUUCAUCUCUGACGCGUCUCUCCAUCUGUUGUACAGUCCGUCUCGAACCUUCGAUAUAUCGCAUACUACCACAAUAUCACUAACAUGACUCGCGAUAUCACCAUCCAUUCGUAAUAUACAAAUAAGAUAAUAUUAAGUGUCUGUUUGGUGCGUGUUGGAUGUGUCUUCUUUACAUCCAUUAAGUGUGUUGUAAAUUUACAUUAAUACAGUAUGUUUGUGGUUUUUGGAAAUGCAUUUCUUAAUAUACGUAUAACAGAGCGAUCGAGCUGGCACCGUGGGCUGUACUAGUCCGCUUCAAUAAUUUUAUUAUAGCAUUAGGCUCUAAAAUAGACAUUGAAGCACAAAUCGUAUUGGCUUCGGAAGGGGCUUAACAACACUGCCAUUAUAAAGUUAUUAUUCAUGGUGCGAGAAUGCGUGUGCUCAUCUGUCGAUGUUCAUUGUAGGAUAAAGUAUACUGUCAUGACACGAGUAACUUUUAAGUUAUGACACGAUGCCUUAUAACUGGGAUGCGAUCGUAACCUGUCACCCCACACGUUACGGUCCGUCGCAAGUUUGUGACAAAUAUAACUGCCAUUCGAUAAGUAAUACAUCAUUCGCGUAGACUUCAAGUAGCUUCAUGUUUUCGGCCUCUGUCGGUGCACAGCCGGUCGUGUUUGAUACAUAAUUAUUCAAUUUCGAAAUUGUAAUAGAUUUAUUAAGUAUGUAAUAAUAAUCUCACAUGAGAAAGUAAUAAUUAAUGAGAUACCUACCCUAAUAUAAUUUGUGUCUUAGCUGGUAAACAUUAGUAUGAUGAUAAGUUUAUAUCGCUUGUUGAAUGGGAGACGGCACACUUAGCACCGAGCGGCGAGGCCUGAUGUCUGUCUAAGUGUCCGCUGAGGGUACACGAGCGGAUGUGGUACUACCGACUGCAACCAUACAAUCCUGCGUUUCGUUUCGUUGGGAGCACCGAGCACACAAGUGACCACUCCUGGCGGGUCCAGUCUAUUAACUAAACGAUGGGCUUAACUGGAAGUGAUACUUCUUGUCCAUUAAAACUUGUACAUAGGUACCUUUAGAUUCUAUUGUCAUAUGUUUGACAUAUGUUUAAUUUUAUUCAUCUAAGAAAGUACAGAUGGCUGUUGUUAUUAUUAUAUUAUUUGGGUAGAAGUAUAUUUUUUGUAAAUGACCUCUGUAUUUAUCUUUUGUAAGCCAUAGGGACUUAGAUUAAUACGAGCAGCGAACAUGUGAUUAUUAAUUUCAUUGAUUUUUUUGUAUUUACUGAGAUAAUUUUGUUCAACGUGUAUUCUUCGUUUCGACAGAUUUUUUUUUCUUAAUAAUUUUGUUACUUCAGAGUGCAAUAUGUACAAAUAUUUACAUAAAUAUAAAUUGUACAGUCAAUUUUUUAGUUUUAAUGUGUCAACGCAAUAUGUUUCGCUGAUCAUUCGUUGAAUGUACACUGGAAGGCAUAAUAUCUUUAUCACAAUUGGGGCGCCCCACUAUUUGUGUUUCUAAUACUUAAGCGAUUAAUUUUAUUAUAGAAGGACUAGGUGAUCUUUGUAUUUAAAUUUGCUAAUUUUUCGUAGCAGAUUAGAUUUGUUUACUGGUUAAGAUGAGUAAUGUACAUUUUGAAUUGAUUUAAAAGUGAUUUAGUUGUUAUUUAGAAACGAAUUUUUCUUAUUAGAUAUAGCUGGCAGCAUCUAGGACGUCAGUCCGAAAGACCAGUGCUUGUGCAAUUGUUGCGGGCCAGGGGCCUAUACCGUCAUGCGCGUUCAAAUCUUGCAACUCGCACUAUAUACUUGCAAUACGAGUGACUAAACGCACUUGCUCUCGCUUUUAAACGUAGCUAGAAACACUUUGUUGGUCGAACGUGCAAAGCUGGUUGCAGAAAUUCAUAGAUAAUAAAUUGUGCUGGUAGCGCCAAAAUGACUAACAAUAAAAGCCUAGCGGACAAAAUUUGCAACUUUUCACAGUUUGAAGACUGGCAUGAUUUUAGGCACGGUCAACAUUAAAUUUACCGAUUCUCUGGCAAAACAAACUUAAUUUUAUUUUAGUUUGAGUACUCUGAAUAUAGUUCCGUCCAAUCAUUACGAAAGAGAUAGAGCUAGGUUUAAUACUGUUAAACUAAAAUUGAAUGGAGUCUGCUCAAAUCGGCAUCAAUGUCGUUAUGUAAAUGUUAUACAUUAUUUUGGCGCCUCUAGAAUUACCGUGGUAGUGAUUUAUUAUCUGUGGAUUCUACAUUUAGUUGCUGCAGUUCAUAUUUUGAAAAUAAUCGUUGAAUAUGACUCUUAAAGUACGCAUGAAGCGAGAGGAAGGGCGACUAUCUUGUGCCACGAUAUGGGUCGGCUGACGCCAAAAGUAACCCUAUUCCGUGUUCAUAGAAACACAAUUUUGUAUAUUAUUUCUUUUUAAACUGUUAGUCCACAAUAACUAUGGUUUCCUCCUCAUACUUUGCCUUGUGAACCCUCUGUUCUUAUGAUUUGACGGCAGUGGUGAAGCGAAUUAGUUAUAGGGAACAGACAUGACGAUAUGUUAAAAUUUUAGAGAGUCAACUUUUAUAAAAGAAAACUACAAACCAAGAAAAGGUGUGUACAAAAUGAGGAAAUUUGUAUGAAACUUGUUAUGCGAAUAAACUUACACCUCAAGAUAAAAAUAUAAAACUUA
This is a messenger RNA of Pectinophora gossypiella (pink bollworm), 8098 nucleotides long. It is a transcript of the gene EcR, whose product is annotated as ecdysone receptor. Gene Ontology annotation, molecular function: zinc ion binding; RNA polymerase II cis-regulatory region sequence-specific DNA binding; nuclear receptor activity. The coding region runs from base 524 to 2062 and encodes 512 amino acids. Lineage: Eukaryota; Metazoa; Arthropoda; Insecta; Lepidoptera; Gelechiidae. Gene Ontology annotation, cellular component: nucleus. The transcript is spliced from 9 exons. Gene Ontology annotation, biological process: ecdysone receptor signaling pathway; positive regulation of transcription by RNA polymerase II; cell differentiation. The record is from RefSeq and is a predicted model, not a curated record.